AUGGCAGACCUAGAGAGCCAGAGCAUGCGACUUGCACCGGCCGGCGUUAAGAGCGAUGAACAACCGUCUACAACCACCGCAAAUUUCAGAAAACCGAAGUACCAGGAAAGCAGCAAGUGCAUCGUUUACGUACUCGCGGCCAUCGUCUUCCUUGGCACAGUCUUCUUAAUUUUUGGUUCGGUCUUUCUUCGCGUAAACAAUCCUAAGCUCCGGCUACGCACCGUUUCAAUUCAAAAUUUCCAAUUCGAGAACACGAAUUCAACGUCGCUGAACAUCACGAUGUUAACCGAGGUGACGAUCGACAACGAAAACUUCGGCCGAUACGACUUCGAGAACUGCAACGCUGUUAUUUUGUACGGGAACUCUACGAUUGGUGGCGGAGUUAUUUCCGGUGGCCGUGUUGGCGCGAGAAACAUUAAACCGGUUAGUGUUACGAUGCAAAUUAGAUCUGAGAAUUUAAAUAUUAGCGGCAGUGAUAGCGAUAGUACGGAACUGAUGGAGAUUAUAAGCUAUGCGAAGAUGACAGGUAGAGUUCAUGCUCUGACGAUUGUCGAUCGGAGAAAAACAAUUGAGAUGAAUUGCACGAUGAAUCUCAAUUUGAGAAGCCGAUCGAUCACGCAUCCGUUAUGCAGCUGA
Lactuca virosa is the source of this 636-nucleotide messenger RNA. Lineage: Eukaryota; Viridiplantae; Streptophyta; Magnoliopsida; Asterales; Asteraceae. The record is from the annotation of a GenBank genome assembly.